CAGAGGAAGUCGACAAGGGUGGCAACAGCCGAGCACAGCAUGUGGUGGAGAGUCUGCAGCUUGCUGGCGUGGUUCCCCUUACAAGAGGCCUUUCGGACCAACCACAUGGAAACUGUCCCUAUAGAGGAAGGCCAGACACUCACUCUAAACUGUACCGUUUCUCAGGAGACCACCUCUCUGCAGUGGCUGGCCCCCUCGGGCUUCACCAUUUUCUUCAAUGAACAACCUGCUUUAAAAAGUUCCAAAUACCAGCUUCUUCAUCACUCCUCCAAUCAGCUCUCCAUCAGCGUGCUGAAGGUAACACAGCAUGAUGAAGGCGUGUACAAGUGUCUGCACUACGGCAAGUCCGUGAGAACAAAGGAAGUGAAAGUGAUCGUGUUAGCAACUCCUGUCACGCCAACCCUGCAAGUUUCAGUUAUCAAGACGCACAACGGAGAAGAACACGUCGUACUGAAAUGCUCCACCAUGAGAAACAAGCCCCCUCCACGGAUAACCUGGCUCUUAGGGAAUGGCAUGGAGCUCUAUGGUGAAACCCACCAUGAAUAUGAAACUGAUGGGAAGAAGUGUAAUAGCACCAGCACACUGACAGUCCACUCAUAUGGCAAAAACUCAACAGCAAGCUGCAUUAUCCGACACAAAGGCCUGCAAGGAAGAAAAUUGGUAGCACCUUUUCGGUUUGCAGAUCUGGUUACUGAUCAAGAGACAACGUCAGCUGCCCUGGAGACAAGCUCUCUAUCCUCUCAAGACCCUCAGCAGCCCAAUAGCACUGUAAUGGAAGAUUCUAGUACGUCAGAGAUUGACAAGGAAGAGGAAGAACAAACCACUCAAGUCUCUCAUUUGGCCACUGAAGCAAAUCGGCAAUAUGGGGGACUGACGAAGAAGAAGAGCGGCGUCCUGCUGCUGACCCUCGUGUCCUUCCUCAUAUUCAUACUGUUUAUCAUUGUCCAGCUUUUCAUCAUGAAACUCCGGAAAGCACAUGUGAUAUGGAAGAAAGAAAGUGAGAUUUCAGAGUACACUCUAGAAAGUUACAGAUCGAGGUCAAAUAAUGAAGAAACAUCAUCCCAAGAGAAAAAUGGCCAAACUUCCCGCUCUAAGGGCUGCAUAAACUACAUCACACAGUUGUACUCGGAGGCAAAAUCAAAGACGAAGGAAAAGGCACAACCUUCAAAAUUAAAAGGAGAGCUGAGUUAUAUACCAGAAAGCAUCGUGUAGGGAGCCUUGCAACAGAAAAUAGGAUUUCAAGGCAGCCUCAUCAUCACCUCGGUGGAGCAGCCUGGGAGAAGGCGCUUAAUGACCGUCAUAUGAAAAACGUCCUUUGAGUGCAAUGCAAGAUGGCGUCCUCCAAUAGUAAACCACCCCGGGACUCAGAGCAAUAAGUGAGGACUAACCCAUGGACAUGAAGCUUUGUAGUUUAAAAGAAAUGAAUGGAACUUAUUAUUCCUGACACUACUUCAGAGCGGGAGGAUUCUACUAAGCUUUGGGAUCAGGGUCAAUGUGAUCAGCUAACAUUCUUAGUGUAAAGGAAACAGGAGAUUUUAAGAUGCUGGGCUCUAGUAGAACUACUUAAAUUUUUUUUAAUUGUUUUUAAUCUUUCUUUCUGGUUUCCAAAUAAAGAUAUUUGGGAUGAAAAGGACCCAAAGAAGGUCUCUAGUCCUAGAAGCUGACUUUCAAGACGAACUUUAAGCAGCUGUAACCAGUCAUGAAUGAGUCAGAUGAACAUGAAGGUCCCAAAGUUCAUGUCCUAAGACCUAAGGGAAGUUCAAGGCAGACCCAAAGAUUUUGUGUUCUUAGAAUUGUCUUGCUAAAUCACAAUAGUUGACCUGGUAGGCCAUAUUUUUACCAGGACACUUCGUUCCAAAAACAUGUACAAAAGAAAAUAAUGAGUUGAAUUUCCUGAUGACUAAUCUAACAGAUGCUUUUCAAAAAGUAUUUAAUAAAGAGCUGACUAUGUA
Capra hircus (goat) is the source of this 1952-nucleotide messenger RNA. It is a transcript of the gene CRTAM, whose product is annotated as cytotoxic and regulatory T-cell molecule. NCBI's taxonomy places the organism in Eukaryota, Metazoa, Chordata, Mammalia, Artiodactyla, Bovidae. The coding region runs from base 40 to 1212 and encodes 390 amino acids. Gene Ontology annotation, cellular component: plasma membrane. Gene Ontology annotation, biological process: cell recognition; detection of tumor cell; positive regulation of natural killer cell mediated cytotoxicity directed against tumor cell target. The record is from RefSeq and is a predicted model, not a curated record. Gene Ontology annotation, molecular function: signaling receptor binding. The transcript has 10 exons.